UUUUCCCGUGAGUGGAAACACUAGAAUGUUCGUGGCGAACUUACAAAGCUAGCUUGAUUUCGGAUUGUCGGACAUUCUAGAAGUCUCGCAGGUCCGAGCAGCGUCCAUCCUUGCUCGCAUACCCUCUCUCUCUCUCUCCCUCUCUCUCUCUCAAGGAUUCUAAUUUCUAUUAUCUGUUGUCAUAGUAAUAUCAAUCUCUGCGAAGCUUCCGAGCACUAAAACCCCUAAACUUCGCUCGUUUUCCUUUUUGCAAAGAUGUCGGUGUAUGAGAACGUCGUUUUUGGGAAGCUGAAGCUGAAGGGCAAAGCCCUGGAUGUGAAAGCCGGAGGGAUUCAAAAGAAAAAGAAACGGGAGAAGCAUUCCGACCGAUUUUAUAAGGCCGCAACAAUUGGCUUGUCAAGCGAUCUUCGUAGGGAGGAAGAUAUGGAUGAGACUGCGAAAGAUGGUGGGAGAGUGCAGGCAGCUGCAUAUGAUGAUCAUCUGACACCGGCAGAGAGGCGGUAUCUCCACCAGAGGGAAAAGAUAGAGCUUCAGAUGCUGGCCAAGAUGGCCACCAAAUCGCACCGUGAUCGGAUUCAGGAAUUCAAUCAGUAUCUGGCUAAUCUGAGCGAGCAUUAUGACAUUCCCAAAGUUGGGCCUGGCUAAGCCCCCUCCCUUUUUCUCUGUACUGUUGGGCUGUAUUGCACAUGCCGAGAGAGCAUUAGGACUCCCGGCUCCAGAAAGUACUACUGUCUUUUCUCUCUCUCUUUUGUUUUAAUAAAAUACUAGUGGUUGUCUCUAAUAAAAAUUACCCAGAUUUUAUAUUUGAUCAAA
Messenger RNA from Carya illinoinensis, 813 nucleotides. Its product is annotated as protein FAM32A-like. NCBI's taxonomy places the organism in Eukaryota, Viridiplantae, Streptophyta, Magnoliopsida, Fagales, Juglandaceae. Gene Ontology annotation, cellular component: nucleolus. The coding region runs from base 256 to 645 and encodes 129 amino acids. The record is from RefSeq and is a predicted model, not a curated record. The transcript is spliced from 2 exons.